Vitis riparia (riverbank grape) is the source of this 3051-nucleotide messenger RNA. RefSeq names its product diacylglycerol kinase 1. The record is from RefSeq and is a predicted model, not a curated record. NCBI's taxonomy places the organism in Eukaryota, Viridiplantae, Streptophyta, Magnoliopsida, Vitales, Vitaceae. Gene Ontology annotation, molecular function: ATP-dependent diacylglycerol kinase activity. The coding region runs from base 659 to 2854 and encodes 731 amino acids. The transcript is spliced from 9 exons.
GAUACAUAUAAUAUUGUUCAUUUCUCGCAUUAAGGCUAAAUGCUUUAUAAUUUCAAGCUCUGAGGUUUCGGUUUAUGCUUUCGGUUGUGGAUUUUGGACACAGUCUCUCUCUGGAAAUCACUUUCUCUGUGUGGAUCCAUCUAGGUUUUGCUCUCGUCGAUCGGAUUCGUUUUUUGCAGAAUCACACUCUUACACGCACCUCGACUAAUCUCACGGGGCCCUGAAGUUAACGACCGAGUAAAUCUUCGAAUGGCCCUAAGGGUACUCAAACCGGUCAUUCUAUGAUAUGUAUGGCUUUGAAUUCAAUCAAGACUGAGGUGUUUGUGCCCACCAGAAAGGAGACUAAUAACUGGUCCUUUUGGAAAUCAUUGAACUAGGCACCAAAGAGUUUUCAGAAAUUCUCUUCCAAAGACACAUGAGGGACUUGUUACGUUGAUCAGCAAGCUGCAAAAUAUUAUCCAUCCAAUAAUCUUUUAUGUUUGCAAAUGCUUUUAAGUGUAAUUUUAGUGGGCACUUGCUCUUUAUUGCUUAUGCUUGAUUAUGGGAUUGUAUUGAAGGACCCUUAUAUGGGCUCCCAUAUCUGUUGAGUUGGAAGCUUUCUGUGAAUGGACUGUCUUUGUUUUGGUGCAUGUAGAAUGUGAAAAGAUACAGUUUGAAUAUGGAUUACUACAGAGAGGCUGAUGUGCUGCUUGCAUGGAACAAUAUGAGUCCAUCCGAAAUGGCAGAAUCUCGUCUCUUCAUCUUCUCUAGCUUGAUUGCUGCCUUGGUUGGAAUCCUUACUAUUGCCUAUACUGCUUUCCAAUGGAGAAGGAACAUUAAUCUGAGUUGGAUGAAAGCCAUAGCCAGGUCAAAGAAAAACCCAAAGACGAGGGACAAGGUUCCUGUUGCUCCUCACACUUGGAUCUUAGAAUCUGUUUCUCGGGGGAAAAGUUUAAACUGCUGUGUAUGCUUAAAAUCCAUGUCCCCUUCUCAAACUCUUGGGCCUAUGGUGGCUUCAGACAGUUUUAUUCAUCGCUGUAGCAUUUGUGGUGCAGCAGCUCACCUAAGCUGCUCUUCACAGGCACAGAAGGAUUGUAAGUGUGUAUCUAUGAAGGGAUAUGAGCAUGUGAUUCACCAAUGGGCUGUUCAAUGGACAGAGAUCACAGAUCAACUUGACGAAACUUCUUUCUGUAGCUAUUGUGAAGAGCCAUGUAGUGGGUCUUUUCUUGGGGGAUCCCCUAUAUGGUGUUGCAUGUGGUGUCAACGGCUUGUACAUGUUGACUGCCAUGGUAGCAUGUCUAUUGAAACAGGUGAUAUAUGUGAUUUGGGUUCAUUUAGAAGGUUGAUUCUAUCACCACUUUUUGUUAAGGAAGUGAACCGAACUUCCUCAGGGGGAUUUUUGAGCUCAAUCACACAUGGAGCCAAUGAGAUUGCAUCUUCAGUGCGUGCGAGUAUUAGGAAUCAGGGAAAGAAGUACAAGCAAGGAAAUGAACCCUCUGUUGACACAACUAAUAGCUGUGAUAAUGGCGACAUAUCCACUGAAAGCACAGCAGAAACCCAUCAAACAGUUAAUGGUUCUCAUGCAAUGGAUGAAGGCUGUAAUGGCAGCACAAAUAUUGAGAGUCCACGUCAAGAUAGUGAUGUAGGUAAAAAAUUGGAUUCAGGGUCUAGUUUCAAAAGAAGUGCCUCGAUCAAUCAGAAGGAUGAGUCUCAGGUGUUACAGAUGAAACAGAGGUAUGAAUUGAGUGAUUUGCCUUCGGAUGCAAGACCUUUAUUAGUCUUCAUUAACAAGAAGAGUGGAUCUCAGCGUGGUAGUUCACUCAGGCAACGUUUGAAUAUCCUUUUGAAUCCUGUUCAGGUUUUUGAGUUGAGCUCAGCACAGGGGCCAGAGGUGGGCCUUUACUUGUUCAAAAAGGUGCCCCACUUCAGAGUUCUUGUAUGUGGGGGAGAUGGUACUGUUGGUUGGGUUCUAAAUGCCAUAGACAAACAGAAUUUUGUUUCUCCUCCUCCAGUUGCAAUCCUUCCUGCAGGAACAGGAAAUGAUAUGGCCCGAGUUCUGAAUUGGGGAGGUGGUUUGGGCUCAGUGGAGAGGCAAGGAGGCCUUUGCACUGUGUUGCAUCACAUAGAGCAUGCUGCAGUGACUAUGCUUGACCGAUGGAAAAUAACAAUUUUACAACAGGGAAAGCAACUCCAAGCACCAAAAUUUAUGAACAAUUAUCUUGGAAUUGGUUGUGAUGCGAAGGUUGCUUUGGACAUCCAUAAUCUACGGGAGGAGAACCCAGAGAAAUUCUAUAACCAGUUUAUGAAUAAAGUUCUUUACGCAAGAGAAGGUGCCAAGAAUAUAAUGGACAGGACAUUUGCAGAUUUUCCUUGGCAAGUUCGAGUGGAGGUGGAUGGCGUUGAGGUAGAGGUCCCUGAGGAUGCAGAAGGUGUUCUUGUUGCUAAUAUUGGAAGUUACAUGGGUGGCGUAGACUUGUGGCAAAAUGAGGAUGAAAAUUAUGAUAAUUUUGAUCCACAAUCUAUGCAUGAUAAGAUGCUGGAGGUUGUAAGCAUAUCAGGAACAUGGCAUCUUGGAAAACUUCAGGUGGGCCUUUCUCGAGCUCGAAGACUUGCCCAAGGGCAGUCAAUUAAGAUACAUCUCUUUGCUCCAUUCCCUAUUCAAAUAGAUGGAGAACCUUGGUUUCAGGAGCAACUAUGCACGUUGACAAUAUCCCACCAUGGCCAGGCAUUCAUGUUGAAGAGAGUGUCUGAGGAACCUCUCGGUCAUGCAGCCGCCAUAAUCACGGAUGUGCUAGAGAAUGCUGAAACCAACCAUAUAAUUAGUGCCUCACAGAAGCGAACUCUUCUUCAAGAAAUGGCAUUGAAGCUGUCGUGAACCAUCAGAUUUUGGUUGAAGUAGGUGGUCCCUUGAAAAAAAAAAAUGCGUUUAUAUAUAUGUUACAACUCACAUCUCUGUUUCAAAAUGUCAUUCCUUCUGGUUUUAAAACCCUUAAUGCUUCUAGCUGAAGCAUGUUUGUAUAUGAAGUCCCUGAAAUUAAUAGAAUGAAGAAAUUUUGAUUUUGAUUUUUUUUU